This is a messenger RNA of Fusarium pseudograminearum CS3096, 645 nucleotides long. RefSeq lists its product as uncharacterized. Lineage: Eukaryota; Fungi; Ascomycota; Sordariomycetes; Hypocreales; Nectriaceae. Bases 1 to 645 code for a protein of 214 amino acids. The record is from RefSeq and is a predicted model, not a curated record. The transcript has 3 exons. Gene Ontology annotation, molecular function: zinc ion binding; carbonate dehydratase activity.
AUGACCUUUACUUUCUUCAAACCCAAGAUGCCUUCACUCAGCGCUCCUGCAGUCUCUUCACCAGUUUUUUAUCCAUCCGUUACUUCUGAGUUUGAAGCUGCGAACCAGAAAUUCGCUGCGACGUUUACUCAAUCCCAUCUACCUGGUCCACCCCGUCGAAAAGUCGCAGUGGUAGCGUGUAUGGACAGCAGAUUGGAUGUAGAAAAGGUACUCGGCUUAGACAUCGGCGAUGCGCACGUCAUCAGAAACGGUAACCAUCCCCAAUAUCUCGAUAUCUGCUGCAAAGCUGACAUGGAUGUCACAGCCGGCGGUCGCGCGGUAGAAGCCCUCCGAUCAAUCCUGAUUUCUCAGCAAUUACUCGGAACGCGUGAGAUAAUCAUUAUGCACCAUACCGGCUGUGGUAUGCAGAGCUUCUCCGACACGGAUUUCCGAGCCAAGAUCCGGCAGGAGAUGCAUGAAGAUGUGGACCAUAUGGCGUUUCUUCCUUUUUCUGAUUUGCGACAGAGUGUUAUUGAUGAUGUUGCGUUUCUGCGAAAGAGUCCGUUGAUUUUGGAUGUUCCUAUUACGGGGUAUGUUUAUGAUGUCAAGACGGGCCGGAUUGAACAGGUUGAUGAGAGAGCAGACUCUGAGUGCUCUAGCCCUUGA